Messenger RNA from Cladophialophora yegresii CBS 114405, 1356 nucleotides. Its product is annotated as murein transglycosylase. The coding region runs from base 1 to 1356 and encodes 451 amino acids. The transcript is spliced from 3 exons. Gene Ontology annotation, biological process: carbohydrate metabolic process; fungal-type cell wall organization. The record is from RefSeq and is a predicted model, not a curated record. Gene Ontology annotation, cellular component: fungal-type cell wall. Lineage: Eukaryota; Fungi; Ascomycota; Eurotiomycetes; Chaetothyriales; Herpotrichiellaceae. Gene Ontology annotation, molecular function: glycosyltransferase activity; hydrolase activity, hydrolyzing O-glycosyl compounds; chitin binding.
AUGGCAGGGCAGAUCCUGCAUUCCCUUCUUUUCCUCGCCGCAUUGGCUCCCUCAGUACUCGCCCAGGUUGAGUGUGGCGGAGGUGUACAAUGCCCAUCAGACACACCAUGCUGCUCGCAAUAUGGCCAAUGUGGUGUUGGCGCCUACUGCCUCGGAGGAUGCGACCCCGUCAAUUCGUUCAGCCUCGAUUCCUGCGUACCUGCACCCGUGUGCAAGUCCAAAACUUAUGAUUUCAGUAACCUCGACGGCAUCGUUCCCAACACCAAGUACCUGGGCGAUGCCUCCACCGCCGACUGGGUUUCCUCGGGCGACCCCUUGGAAUAUCAGGACUCUGUGCUUUUGACUAUGGCCGAAGGGACUGUGGGAACGUUAUUGACCAGCACAAGACAUGUCUGGUACGGCAAAGUUGGCGCCAGAUUCUCUACUUCUGCCGGGGCUGGUGUGGUCACGGCGUUUAUUCUUCUCGGCAACUCCAAGGACGAAAUAGAUUUUGAGUUCGUUGGUGUUGAGCUGGAGCAGGCGCAGACCAACUUCUACUCCCAGGGUGUGCCAGUUUAUACCAACGGCGGCAAUGUAACCGGCCUGUCAGACGUCCAUGCCAACAUGCACGACUAUGAAAUCGACUGGCAGCCCGACUCGAUCACCUGGUCAGUCGACGGCAAGGUAGUCCGCACACUUGACCGUGAAGACACAUGGAACGCCACCGCGAACCGCUACUACUACCCCCAAACACCGUGCCAGGUGCAGCUGUCACUCUGGCCUGGCGGUCUUCCCACCAACGGCAAAGGCACCAUCGACUGGGCGGGCGGUCUCGUGGAAUGGGACUCACAGUAUAUGACUAACGGAUAUUACUAUGCUCAAUUCGACUCCGUCUCGGUGGAAUGCUACGAUCCACCUUCUGGUGCGAACGUCCAAGGCAGCAAGUCUUACAUUUUCACUGACCCGAGCAUGACCAACCUCUCUGUCGAGGUCACCAAUGACAACACCGUUCUGAAAUCAUUCCUCGGGACCGGCACCAACAUGUCCGCCGGGAGUAACACCGCCAGCUCAAGCGGCUCUUCGAAGACCAGUGAGGUCGCUACUAUCCCGGGUCUUUCCGGCGGCGGCACCGGUUCCAACGGUGGCCGAGGCGACAACAGCACGGAUAGCAGCAGCAGUGGCUCUGAUGGAGGCUCGGGUAGUGAUUCAAGUGCAACCGCGAGCUCGUCAGGGGCUGCGUCAACAGGCUUCGUUCAGGGCAAUGGCGGUGAUGGCUCGUCCAACGGCGCAGGUUCAGUCGGUGGGAACAGUGAGAAUCUGCUCAAGGGCAGCUUGUUUGCUGCGAUUGUUGCUGUCGUGGGACUUUGCAUUAUGUGA